Molecule: messenger RNA, 3441 nt
Organism: Homarus americanus (American lobster)
Lineage: Eukaryota; Metazoa; Arthropoda; Malacostraca; Decapoda; Nephropidae
Exons: 5
Coding region: 969-3434 (821 amino acids)
Biological process (GO): monocarboxylic acid transport; transmembrane transport
Molecular function (GO): monocarboxylic acid transmembrane transporter activity
Source: RefSeq, a predicted model, not a curated record
UUAUGCAAUUUUCUUCAAAAUCUUGUCAAGGUCAGACGACCAAGAAACAUGCUGAUUGACACCAGAGCACCAUGAUGGUAAGUUAGGUAGCCAGUGCGCAGGCGAGCGCACGGUCACCGGCUGCAAUAUACCAGGAGGAGUGGGAGAACAUGAAUCAGUGGGCGGGUGUCGUCCGAGAAGGGAACACGGUUUCACCAGGCUCUCUCGGCGCUUGGCUGUGUUGCAUCACACCAGCUACGACGAUUGCGUCACCACAUUGGUGAGGGUCACGACUGUAUCAUUACUAGACACAGGUAAUAAUGAUAUUUACAUGCAGGGACAGCAGAAAGCACACCGCCCUCGUGAGUGUCUAAAGUAAUUAUCGUCGCUGCCUGAGGAAUGGAAACGGAACACGGAUUGUGCUCCAUCGCUCGUUACUGUCACGUCAUCACCCCUGUAGUGUAUACAUGGAUAUUUUUCGGUGUUACUGUGUUGCCGUGUCUAAGAUGAAUGUCUGUACUAACUUAUAUAUUUCGCAGUCGUGGUGAGAGUUGCUUUCACAGGAGAAUGCCAGUUAUGUGUAAUACAAGUCAGAUUAUACUAAGAUAGCUCCAGUUUUGUACUCACAUAACUUUUAAUAUCUGAAUACUUACCUUAAUUAAUGACACGAUACACACGACCCUCCCUGGCCACACUGAACACCACCUGGAAUAAAUUAGGCUGUGUCAGACAAAUUUGAUUUAUAUAUUUUUAAUAUAACUACCCGGCCCAGACACCUGUAACAGAAACUAAGGAAGAGGUUCCUGGAGGAGACGGUAAAGUUCUGUAGAACCCAAAGUAUUGUUUUAUCAGCUUCAUGUUAUAAAUAUAAGACAUAGGCUUGUGGCAUAAACUACAAUAUUUUAUAGAAGGAACACCUGAUUGUUAAAAUACGUGCAUCUGAACUAUUGUGAGCCCAUCAGAGGAACGCAGUGAAUCCGUCUCUACAAAUGAUUAUGACCAUGGAGAAGGUGGCCAGUAGUCCUGCUAUGUCCACAGAGGGCUGGUCUGACGAGGAAGUGGCCCUCAGUGAAAACGAGGUGGCCGCCCUCAACGUAGCCCUGGGCAUGGGCAUGAGCGUCACCGCCAACACAGAAGACGUGACGGAGAGACACACGGUGGCUGACCUCAGCAGCAUCGUGCCCACCAGCGACCGUAUCUUGUCCGUCGCUCGCCUACAACCCGUCCUGGAAACGGCGGAAACAGCUGAGAGUCUCUCUCUACUAUCAGGCGCCUCGGACGAACCCGGCGAGUCGUUUACUGAAAAAGUCGCCUCCUUCUACAUUGGUGGGGACGACGGGUUCUCUCCCCGCGAAGACAAGACGUCGUCGAGUCGUCGAGAGUCAGUGAUAGGUACCCGCAUUGUGCCUGUCGACGGCGAGAAGUACGGGACAGCAGGGAAGGUGAUGGAGUUCACCCCUCCUGACGGCGGCUACGGCUGGGUGGUGGCGUUCUCGGCCUGCUUCAUCAACAUGUGGAUCGUCGGCUUCAUGAAGAGCUACGGCGUCCUGUAUGUGGAGAUCCGUAGUGCCUUCCCGGAAGCCUCCGCCUACCACACCUCCUGGGUCCCUUCCCUCCUCUCCACCGUCGGCCUCAUUACAGCUCCUGUCACGGGGACGCUGUGUCGACGCUUCACAUCCAGGAAGGUGUCGGUGGUGGGUGGGUUGAUGUGCUUCCUCGGGUUAGUACUGGGCUCCAUCUCCACCACCAUGAACCAACUCAUUCUCAGCUUGGGACUCUUGACCGGUAUGGGGGCUGGCUUCACCACCACGCCUGGGAUCCUUAUCGUCUCCCUGUACUUCGAGAAGCGUCGCACUUUCGCCUCCGCCAUCUGUGUCUCUGGUAACGCUCUGGGCGGUUUCUUCAUGCCACCCCUCGUCAACUACUUGUUGGUCACCUACGGGCUGCGAGGCACCUUGAUGCUGCUCGGUGCCAUGCAACUCCACAUAUGCGUGGCGUCCAUGUUGUACCGUCCCAUCUCCCAUCACGCCAUCGUUCAGGCCCUCGAGCAACAGAAACUGAAGGAGGAGGAAGAAGAGACUGGUCAAUCUGUCCCCAAGGACAAACUUCUCCCCACCGUCCCCGCCUCUCCCCUGCCCAACCCUGCCAGAGAUCCCACAGGCUCUAUUCCCACCACCCCCCUUGCUCGUUCCAGAGCUCUCUGGCAGAAGGUGGUACGCAGACGCCUCUCUUCUACGACCUCAGCGAAGGACGAGGAGCUGCAACGACAAGUGUCCUUCCUACGUAGCGCCUCUAUGAUGAAUAGCAUCCCGGAUCUGACCCAGUACGCCCGCUCCUGGGCCGUGACCCCCGACCGUUCUUCUUUGGGCAGCCGCUCUUCCAUGCGCACGGGUGUUGGUCUGGGAAGUAAGUCUUCACUCUUCAACACGACCACCAGUAGACUGUCUUUGUCAAAACUGCCAAUAUUUGCAGAACAUCCUAGCGUUCUACGACUUUCCUCCGAGGAGGACGGGAAAGUGACUUCUGUUCGCCUGCUACGAGGGAAUUCUCGCCUUCUGUCACAGUCUCGUGUAGCUCCUGGACCAGACAGCAGAUCCCAACUGGCGAGGCAGACGUCGAUACGCACCGUACAGAGUAGAAUAAUGACGUCAGUCAUAGAGGCCGAGACAGAGGAUAAAGAUAUUCAAGUCCAACCAUCUACACAAAGUAAAGAUAUUGUUAUGGAGAAAGAAGAGGCAACAAACGACUAUUCAGCGUUAAGAGAAGAUGAAGAAAAAGAAGUGAAAAGUCCAAGCCGGUGCAUGAUGUGUUGCACCUUCUUUGACUGUGCUCUUUUUAAAGAUCCACUAUUUGUUAUACUGGCAUUAUCUGUAUUCUUUAUGUCAUGUGGAGCCCCGUUCUCUCUCUUCUUCCUCCCGGCCUACGCUGAGACGAUAGACAUUCCGUCAUCACAAGUCCCCACGAUUAUGUCUAUUUCAUCUAUCGUUGACCUCUGUGGCCGCCUGGGAAUGGGAUUUGUGUCUGAUUUAGGCAUCUUCAAAAUGCAUCACAUUUAUGCUGUAAGUGGGUUGAUGGCGGCCACCGCGGUACUGUUGAUCCCACACAUUUCGAGCUACAGCUGGAUGUCGGCGAACCUCUCAAUGUACGGGUUUGGUGUUGGGUCGUGGUUCGUGAUGGUGCCACCCAUCCUAGCCAAGCACCACGGCGCCACCCACUUCGCCUCCUCCUACGGUCUUGUCAGACUCUUCAAUGGACUAAUGAACUUUAUAUCACCCCAGUUUAAUGGUUUUCUGUACGACUUAACGAAGGAUUUCAGGGUAUUGUACUCGUUUAUGGGGUCGUGUAUGGUGUUCGCGUCCUUCAUGGUGCUCAUACUGGUUCCACUGGUCACCCACUGCAAGGCUGUCCGCGCUACGAAACAGGAAAACGACUACAUCAUCAAGAAUCCAGCCUGAUGACUGC